This is a messenger RNA of Asparagus officinalis (garden asparagus), 1176 nucleotides long. Its product is annotated as 60S ribosomal protein L7a-1-like. The record is from RefSeq and is a predicted model, not a curated record. Gene Ontology annotation, biological process: ribosome biogenesis. The transcript has 7 exons. Gene Ontology annotation, cellular component: ribonucleoprotein complex. NCBI's taxonomy places the organism in Eukaryota, Viridiplantae, Streptophyta, Magnoliopsida, Asparagales, Asparagaceae. Bases 136 to 918 code for a protein of 260 amino acids.
ACUUGAAGGGUAUUAACGUAAUAUUCUCACUUUACACAUGCCCAUAUAAAAACAGCAAUUUGAUCGCCGUUCUAAAACCCUAACCCCGAUCUGUAACCCUAACCCUAGCUCGAUCCAGCUCCGGCCCCAGCAACAAUGGCGCCAAAAAGAGGAGUAGCUGUUAAGCCCGCCGGUCAAACGAAGAAGAAGCCGGAGAAGGUUGUUAACCCUUUGUUUGAGAAGAGGCCGAAGCAGUUUGGGAUUGGAGGAGCUUUGCCUCCGAAGAGGGAUCUUCAUCGGUUUGUGAAAUGGCCGAAGGUGGUUCGUAUCCAGAGGCAGAGGAGGAUUCUUAAGCAGAGGUUGAAGGUGCCGCCGGCUUUGAAUCAGUUCACUAAGACUUUGGACAAGAAUCUCGCGACAAGCCUCUUCAAGAUGCUCCUGAAGUAUAGGCCUGAAGACAAAGCUGCAAAGAAGGAAAGGCUUUUGAAGAGGGCACAGGCUGAGACCGAAGGGAAAACAGUUGAAGCUAAGAAACCUAUUGUGGUUAAAUACGGGCUUAAUCACGUCACUUACCUUAUUGAACAGAACAAGGCACAACUGGUCGUCAUUGCCCAUGAUGUGGACCCGAUUGAGCUGGUCGUAUGGCUUCCUGCUCUUUGCAGGAAAAUGGAGAUACCUUACUGCAUUGUGAAGGGAAAAGCUCGACUUGGAUCUAUUGUGCAUAAGAAAACUGCUUCUGUGCUGUGCUUGACCACCGUGAAGAACGAGGACAAGUUGGAAUUCAGCAAAAUCUUGGAAGCUAUCAAGGCAAACUUUAAUGACAAGUUCGACGAGAUCAGAAAGAAGUGGGGUGGUGGAAUUAUGGGGUCAAAAUCACAGGCCAAAACCAAGGCGAGGGAAAGGCUGAUGGCAAAGGAAGCUGCUCAGAGGAUGACUUAGGUUCUGCCUUCCAACAACUUUGAGCAGUCUUUGAUCAGUCAUUGCUCCAGUUUCACAAAGAUAGUCCUUAAGCUUUGUGGUUUAGGUUACUUUUUUUUAUUUUUGGGUGUAUGAUGAGCUUUGUAGCCUCAGAAUUGUUUAAAUUUGCCAACAUUGUUCCUGUUGCAACAAUUUGUUUCUCAGCGGCAGAAUUAUUUAAAUCUCCCAACGUUGGUCCUCGGACGCUUGUAUUGUUCCUUACCUGGCUCUCUGUUUUUA